Molecule: messenger RNA, 1197 nt
Organism: Dipodomys ordii (Ord's kangaroo rat)
Lineage: Eukaryota; Metazoa; Chordata; Mammalia; Rodentia; Heteromyidae
Gene: Steap1
Product: six transmembrane epithelial antigen of the prostate 1
Exons: 5
Coding region: 98-1117 (339 amino acids)
Cellular component (GO): endosome; plasma membrane
Source: RefSeq, a predicted model, not a curated record
CUCGCAGUGAGGGGUUGGCAACUUCGGCAGAGGCACGACUCACCGGCCGGGCCCGAGACGGAGAAGGUGGCUGAAACUAUCCUAUUCUAAAGACUCAAUGGAGUGCGGAAAAGACAUUACUAAUCAAGAAGAACUUUGGGAAAUGAAGCCUAGCAGAGACCUAGAGGAUGAUCAUUAUUUGAAUAAGAACCUGGGAGAGACCAGCAUGCUGAAAAGACCUGUGCUUUCGCAUUUGCAACAAACAGCCCAUGCGGAUGAAUUUGAUUGCCCCUCAGAUCUUCAGCACAAGCAGGAACUCUUUCCCAACUGGCGCUUGCCAAUCAAAAUAUCUGCUAUUGUAGCAUCUCUGACUUUUUUGUACACUCUCCUGAGGGAAAUAAUUCACCCUUUAGUAACUUUACAUCAACAAUAUUUUUAUAAAAUUCCAAUCCUGGUCAUCAACAAAGUCUUACCGAUGGUUUCCAUUACCCUCUUAGCAUUGGUUUAUCUGCCCGGUGUCAUAGCCUCGCUGGUGCAACUUCGUAAUGGAACGAAGUAUAAGAUGUUUCCACCAUGGUUAGCUAGGUGGAUGUCAACCAGGAAGCAGUUUGGGCUUCUCAGUUUCUUUUUUGCUGUACUGCAUGCAAUUUAUAGUCUAUCUUAUCCAAUGAGGCGGUCCUACAGAUACAGAUUGUUAAACUGGGCAUAUCAACAGGUCCAGCAAAAUAAAGAAGAUGCCUGGAUUGAGCAUGAUGUUUGGAGAAUGGAGAUUUAUGUGUCUUUGGGAAUUGUGGGACUUGCAAUCCUGGCUGUCUUGGCUGUGACAUCUAUUCCAUCUGUGAGCGACUCUUUGACAUGGAGAGAAUUUCACUAUGUUCAGAGCAAACUAGGAAUUGUUUCCCUUCUACUGGGUACAAUACAUGCAUUGAUUUUUGCCUGGAAUAAAUGGGUAGAUAUAAAGCAAUUUAUAUGGUAUACACCUCCAACUUUUAUGAUAGCUAUUUUCCUCCCAACUGUGGUCCUGGUAUGUAAAACCAUACUCUUCUUGCCGUGCUUCAGGAAGAAAAUACUGAAGAUUAGACGUGGUUGGGAAGAUGUCACUAAAAUUAACAAAGCAGAGAUAUCCUCCCAGUUGUAGGAUUCCUGUUCAUCAAAUUUUAUUUAAUAUUGAUAUAUUUUACUAUCAACAUUCUCAACUUUGUGUUUAUAAAUAAAAUG